Molecule: messenger RNA, 4489 nt
Organism: Mugil cephalus (flathead mullet)
Lineage: Eukaryota; Metazoa; Chordata; Actinopteri; Mugiliformes; Mugilidae
Gene: srek1
Product: splicing regulatory glutamine/lysine-rich protein 1
Exons: 12
Coding region: 1246-2436 (396 amino acids)
Cellular component (GO): nucleoplasm
Molecular function (GO): RNA binding
Source: RefSeq, a predicted model, not a curated record
CUACCCGCCCGACAAUGCCCCUCUGUCUUUCUCCUCCAAAGUGUGUUAUAUAAAGUACCGAGAGCCUUCCAGUGUUGGUGUGGCGCAACAUCUCACCAAUACUGUGUUUAUUGACAGAGCUCUGAUAGUAGUGCCAUGUGCAGAAGAUGACUAGACUGGCCCAGCUGUUACACUACACUAGCCUGAGUCAGGCAUUGUUUUCCAAGCCACUAUCCCCGAUCGGGCCAACGCAGCCUUCAAGGGGGGGAUGUGACCAAGGAGAAUAGCCCGCUGAACCUUCCAAGAUGGACACCUUGUCUCUUUUUUUUUUUUUUUUUUUUUUUUUUAUUUAUUUACUUUUAAUUUAUUUUCCUUUUUGGUUUGUUUCCUUUCAUACUUUCCCAUGUUGUCCACUCUCUACUGUCUCUAUCCAGAAAACUUGCAGUAUUUUUGCUAAAUCUCUAGCGUUGUGUUUUUAUAUUUGUUAUUUUUUGGUUUGUUGUUUUUUGAUUAUUGUCCAACCCCCCCCCACCCCACUCCCCCCCCCACCCCCCCUUCCUCUCUCUCUCUGCUACAGCUGCAGCUUGUGUGUGAUUGAAUUCUGUCCAGGUUGCUACGGCAUACCGGUGGGAUGUGUGUCACACACGGGAUGCUAGGAGGAUCGAUAACACUUGUGUUCUCUUGUCUCCUGCUGUUGACGUAGCGAGGGGCUAGUUUUUGUGGAGAAACGAAAAAAAAAAAAAAAAGAAGACCUAGUAACGAAAGCUUUAUCUCAUCUGAGCGUAAAUUCUUUUAAAUCACAUGUGUGUAGUCACAUUACUAGGCUACGGCUUUUUUUUUUUUUUUUUUUGUUAGUAUCAGCUCGCGCAUUAAUGCUCUGCGUCAUUAAUGCUUUGUUUUUGCACAUCUGUUUCCUAACAAUAGAAAAAGACACUUGCAGCAGUGUUACACCAAACUGUAAUUGAACCUCGGUGCUUCCAGCUGUACUGAAAAUAUACCUGUAGCUGUGCUGUUAACUUCUUCUCCAGCAAAGGAAGCAUCUUAGAAAAAGCUCAGGAGGGAAAUUUAGCAAAGAUUUCUAUGGCUUAAGUUUUGAGCUAACCUUUCCUACAGUUCUUAAAAUUGUUGUUCUUCUCUGUAUCUGAUGUCCUGUGUGCUAUUAGUGAUGCAGCCAUUGGGGUUGUCUUGUGUUGCACACCUUUCCAACACUGCGAAACGAUCGCCCCCCUUCUUCCCCCACGGAAAAGCGCCCAUGCUUGAUAUCGUAUGGUUCAUGACCAAUAUGUUUCCAGUACAGGGAAAAUCCCAGAAGAGGCCAAGGCUUUGUCGCUUUUGGCGCCGGUCGCCCCAGUACCCAGCCUGAUUCCUGGCGGGGGUUUGCUACCGAUACCUACACCAGCCCCGCUUCAGAAUCUGAACCUUCCCGUGGUGAAUCGGAUAUCGGCCGCUCUCGACCCCACGGCGUCUUCACACUCUCAGCCUCCACUCGUUGGAAAUGUGGACCCCUCAAAAAUCGAUGAGAUCAGGAGGACGGUUUACGUCGGGAACUUGAACUCGCAGACCACCACUGCAGAUCAGCUGUUGGAGUUUUUCAAGCAGGUGGGAGACGUGAAGUUCGUGCGCAUGGCGGGAGACGAGACCCAGCCGACACGUUUCGCCUUCGUGGAGUUUGUCGAGCAGGAGUCGGUCGCCAGAGCCCUGACCUUCAACGGAGUCAUGUUCGGAGACCGACCACUGAAGGUCAAUCAUUCCAAUAACGCCAUAGUAAAACCUCCGGAGAUGACGCCACAGGCUGCAGCUAAGGAGCUAGAGAGUGUGAUGAAGAGGGUGAGGGAAGCUCAGUCCACCAUCGCCGCCGCCAUAGAACCAGCAGACACAAAGAAGCGUUCCCCCAGCCGGACUAGGAGGACGCGCCGGUCACGAUCUCGGUCGCACUCGAGGACGCGCAGGAAAAGGUCACGUUCGAAACACAGUAGACCGUCGCAGAGGUCGUGGCCGGGCAGCGACUCGCACAGUUCCAGAAGCGGCCACAAGAGGCGCUCUCGCUCCAGAGACAAGCGACGCAGCCGGAGUCGCUCCAGGAUCGUUGGGAACAACCAACACAUGAGAAGCCACAAGAGGAGGAGUAAGAAUCGAUCCCGGAGCCCUCGGAGGAAAGCCAGAUCACCGUCACCAAAAAGAGGUAAAAGAGAGAGGAGGAGGGAGCGCAGCAGGGAGCGAAGGGACCGUUCCUCGUCCAGGAAGAGGAGUCGCAAAGACGAGGACAGGAUAAAGAGCAGAUCCAAGACGACGAAGGUGCAAGUGGACUACGACAGGGAAGAAAAAGAAGAGUACGAAAGCGACCGAGAAGACUCGGCCACGCCGAGCGAGGACAUGGCGACGUCGCCCUGCGCCCGGCACAACGGCAGCUACAAGGCUCACAGCGAGGAGGACGUGGGAACCGACAGCACCAAGUGACUAUUACAGAACCGAGGAAACUAAAUCCUGCUCCAGCAACGCAUCUCUACGCCUAGCGCGUGCAUACACAAACACACACAAACACACACAUGCAAAAACACAAAGAAUAACCACUCAAACACCUUUCUAAUCAACGCCGUCUGAUGAACUACAUUCUUGGCACCUUGUGGAUCCGCUAAUUCAGCUCAGCUUUCACAGCUGAAGGGCAAAUAAGCACCUCGGUACAGCAGAGGCAACUUUUAGGGAAAAGAACAGUGGGAUUCUCCUUAAAAACAUAUAAAAAAAUAUAUAUAUUUAAUAGAGAUGAGAUCGCACAGAUUUAUUCUCUCGUCUCCAUCAAUUUUAAUGGUGGUUUUUGUCUCAGUGGUUAUCGACCUUACAUUUCAGAAGUAAAAAGAGCCUUUCGCGCCUCAGAAACUGUCCGUUUGUCCUCAAAAUUAACAUGAUGCCUCAGUUGCCACAACACAUGUUUACUGUGACUCAGUAUUAACAGAUGCAGAAGUCAGAACUACGCAAGAGUUUGGGGGCAAAAAAGGCGAAUAAAAGUUUGAUGCCAAGCUUCGCGCACUUCCUCAGAAAGCAUUUAAUACAAAGUAUUAAAGAUGCUGCUUUUAGUGUUGUGUAAAGAAGAGGUUCUGUCUGGAUGCAACUUUGAUUUUUAACAUUGUGUAACUGUAAAGUGAUUAACAUGAAUUUCUUUCGGCCUUUUGAUUUGUAACCGAGGGUGCAGUGUGAAUGAGGUAUAUGAGGUUAAAUCCAGUGAACUAGCACCGCUUUAAGAAUGGUUCUUAUCAGGAUUCGCCAAAUGUCCUCCUUCAAAAGUAGGACACAUGUUUUUCUAUCCUCCAUCUCCCCUGAGGUCUCAUGGGGCGUAACUGUUUUUCUUCUUCUCCUCCAGUCAUUAUUCUUGGUGUGGCUGCUUUUCGGCAACUUCCCAUAUUCUGUUUACUUCAGCGACCGAGUGACGCAACAACACAUUCAAUAAGAAUGUUCAUUAGUGUAAUAACACGAGGGUCAAAAAACAAAAAAAUAUAAGCGGUUACAAACUGACUUCUGCCGAUACUGAAAUGCUCAUUUGCCCUUUGUGUUUUAUUGAAGGAUUGUGUUUCUUUGUUCUCUGCAUACGUUUGGUAGUUUUAUGACUUGAAGUGCUGUACUUAUGAAAUUGAAGAAUGGUAUUAUGUUCUCGCUGUGAAUCUGUUGUCAUAAAAAAAAAAAAAAAUACAUUGGUUUAUCAUUUAUGGUCAACACAUUGUUUUAUUUUCUCUUUUGGUUUAUAUGGGUGUACACAUACUUGUUUUUUCUUUUUAAAUAUAUAUAAAUAUAUAUAAACUCCUGAUGAGUGGCUGCGACAAGAUCACAUCAUGCUUUGUGGUUCUGCUAUUGUUGUAAUGCUGUGACGCCUCUAGUGUAAUGAAAAACAAAUUCUCAUGAUGAUGAUGGUGUGUGAAACGGUUCAUAUUACUGAAGGAAAGUUCAGUCUAGAGGCUGAAUGUGAAAUCUGAGGGAGGGUCAAAAAAAAAGUGCCUACACUAAGAUUGUACAGAAAUAUGGAUGAUGAGAUACUGAAGUAGUGAAUAACAGCAGACUGCAACAACUAGCUUCAAAUCAGGAUCAGUGUUUGCAGAAAAACUUCAGGAGAGAUGUUUUUUUGUUUUUGCCAAAUUCCACUUCCAUGGCUUUUACUUUUUUUUUUUUAAUGUUUGGAGUAGUGGGUGUGUGUGCUGAUAAAAGUUUAGUAAAAUUUCAAACACAGAUGCUAGUAACCGUAUGUGAAGAAUUUUAUUUUUUUAUAUCCGUGUACCCCACUACAUAAGAUAAAUAUAAAUAUAUAUAUAUAUAUAUACUGUAGAAAUAUAUUUGAUGGUUUUUCUCCAGGACACUUAGUUGUUUGAUACUGGGACUCGAUGUAAAGGUUUGGUAACACUGUUUCUAAAGAGCUUGGAUGUGUGUAUAUAUAAAUAUGUGUAUGUGGUUGUUCUCAGUUUGAAUCUUAACAAUACAUCUGGUUUGUUUCCAAAAACAUUCAAUAAAGAGACUUUUCAUUCAUUAA